GCCUCAUCGGUACCGGAAACAGGAAGCGGAAGUAGAGGAGACAAAAAUAAAGUCUUUUAGGUUGUGCGCUCACCGGUUGUCCUGACCCGAAGAUGGGGAAUACGAGCAGCGAGAGGCCUGGACCCCUGAAGGGGCGAAGGGACAGCGGCGGUGGUGCCACCAAAGGGGAAGACAGGGCCAAAAUUUUAAUGGACAGCCCAGAGGACGCUGACAUGUACACGACCGAGGAGAGCAAGGCUCCAAUGGAAAAAGAUGAAUUCUUGGCAUGGCAGCAUGAUUUAGAAGUAAAUGACAAAGCUCCGACUCAGGCUCGUCCAACAGUUUUUCGGUGGACUGCAGGAGGGAAAGAAAUUUACUUAGCGGGGUCCUUUAACAACUGGGGGAAAAUCCCUCUCACAAGAAGCCACAACAACUUUGUAGCAAUAUUAGAUCUCCCAGAAGGGGAACACCAGUACAAGUUUUUUGUCGAUGGUCAGUGGACUCACGAUCCUGCUGAGCCAGUAGUAACUAGCCAGCUUGGGACUAUAAACAAUGUCAUUAAUGUGAAGAAAACCGAUUUUGAAGUCUUUGAUGCCUUAAUGGUCGACUCACAAAAAGGCUCUGAUGUGUCAGAGCUUUCCAGCUCACCCCCUGGUCCUUAUCUGCAGGAUGCAUAUAACUGUAAGCUGGAAGAACGUUUCAAGUCUCCCCCUAUCCUUCCACCACAUCUGCUUCAAGUCAUUCUUAAUAAAGACACAGGCAUUUCAUGUGAUCCAGCUUUGCUCCCGGAGCCCAAUCAUGUCAUGCUGAAUCACCUCUACGCACUGUCCAUUAAGGAUGGUGUGAUGGUGUUAAGUGCUACUCAUCGUUACAAGAAGAAAUAUGUCACCACACUGCUGUACAAACCCAUAUGAGCUGCCUCCAUAGACUGUACUCCUUGAAAUUUAUGCCUUUUUUCACUUUUUUAUAUAUUAAAUGCAUUAAAUAUUUGCAAAAUAAGCUAUAGCUGUCAGUAAUGCGUUGAGCAUUAUAUUGGUUCACGAUUCACUGUUAGAGCUAUAUUGACAGUGCUGCGGUUGUUCUAGAUCUGUCUCAAUUGCACAUUUAUUUGGCUUAAGUAGGGGUAGCAACCAUUCAAAUGAUGUUUGCACUUUCCCGGCCUAUAAGAGUGCCCUGCUGGGUUGGGCAAGGGACAGCACUAGCGAAUAGAUUCGAUCUCCUGCAGCCAUUGUUUUCAGCAAUAUUCUCUUGUUAGAUGUUUGAUUGGCUUAGGUUGUGUGGCGGUCAACCAUAGGCUGUAAUGCAGAUCCCCUGCUUCUGUGUUCUGCAUUGAGCUGAGUGUGGACAUGUUAGAGUUUUAUUACAGAGGGUUUAACACAACCCUACCAGUCACUUUAUUUAUUCUGUUCCUUGGUAACAUCUUUUUGCUCAACUGAAAUAAAUGAGUUCUGUAAGGUAUUUGUAGGAGAAUCCGAAGUUAUUGACGUGUUUUUUUUUUAAUUUUUACCAUA
Nanorana parkeri is the source of this 1490-nucleotide messenger RNA. It is a transcript of the gene PRKAB1, whose product is annotated as protein kinase AMP-activated non-catalytic subunit beta 1. Bases 93 to 893 code for a protein of 266 amino acids. The transcript is spliced from 7 exons. The record is from RefSeq and is a predicted model, not a curated record. Lineage: Eukaryota; Metazoa; Chordata; Amphibia; Anura; Dicroglossidae. Gene Ontology annotation, molecular function: protein kinase binding. Gene Ontology annotation, biological process: signal transduction. Gene Ontology annotation, cellular component: nucleotide-activated protein kinase complex; nucleus; cytoplasm.